Messenger RNA from Sphaerodactylus townsendi, 3773 nucleotides. It is a transcript of the gene PIP4K2A, whose product is annotated as phosphatidylinositol-5-phosphate 4-kinase type 2 alpha. Bases 186 to 1409 code for a protein of 407 amino acids. The transcript is spliced from 10 exons. Gene Ontology annotation, biological process: phosphatidylinositol metabolic process. The record is from RefSeq and is a predicted model, not a curated record. Lineage: Eukaryota; Metazoa; Chordata; Lepidosauria; Squamata; Sphaerodactylidae. Gene Ontology annotation, molecular function: phosphatidylinositol kinase activity.
GCCCGGGCAGGAUGCGCUUGGCAUCGUCUCGCGGCGGCGCUUGCAGCUGCGGCAGCGCCUGCGACGAGCCCGCCGCUUCCCCCCUCUUGCCGCAGCUGCUCUAGAGCUGGCCGUGCAGUCCUCCUCCUCCAGCCUCUUUUCGUCCCUCUGUCGUCGGCGGCUGCUGCUGCUCCUCCUCGGCUCCCAUGGCGAUGGCGGCGGCGGCGGGCAACAUCGUGUCCGUCAUGGCGAGCAAAACCAAGACCAAGAAGAAGCAUUUCGUGGCCCAGAAAGUCAAGCUCUUCCGGGCCAGCGACCCGCUCCUCAGCGUGCUCAUGUGGGGGGUGAAUCACUCGAUCAAUGAGCUGAGCCAUGUUCAAAUCCCUGUUAUGUUGAUGCCGGAUGACUUCAAAGCAUACUCAAAGAUCAAAGUGGACAAUCACCUUUUCAACAAGGAAAACAUGCCAAGCCAUUUCAAAUUCAAAGAGUAUUGUCCAAUGGUAUUUCGCAAUCUGCGUGAGAGAUUUGGGAUUGAUGAUCAGGACUUUCAGAAUUCUCUGACAAGAAGUUGUCCGCUUGCAAAUGACUCUCAAGCUCGCAGCGGUGCCCGAUUUCACACCUCUUAUGACAAAAGAUAUGUCAUCAAAACGAUAACAAGUGAAGAUGUAGCAGAAAUGCACAACAUACUGAAGAAGUACCACCAGUUUAUAGUGGAGUGUCAUGGAAAUACACUUCUUCCCCAGUUUUUGGGCAUGUAUCGGCUUACAGUGGAUGGAGUUGAAGUAUAUAUGAUUGUCACAAGAAAUGUAUUCAGCCAUCGCUUAUCUGUUUAUAGGAAAUAUGAUUUAAAGGGUUCUACAGUAGCAAGAGAAGCCAGCGACAAAGAAAAGGCCAAAGAACUGCCAACCUUCAAAGACAACGACUUCAUUAACGAUGGUCAAAAGAUACAUAUUGAUGAAGUCAACAAAAAGAUGUUCCUGGAAAAGCUUAAAAAGGAUGUCGAGUUCCUUGCUCAGCUAAAACUCAUGGAUUACAGUUUGCUGGUUGGAAUUCAUGAUGUUGAAAGGGCAGAACAAGAGGAGGUGGAAUGUGAAGAGAAUGAUGAAGAGGAAGGGGAAAGUGAUGGCGCUCACACAACAGGAACCCCUCCAGAUAGUCCAGGAAACACACUGAACAGCUCUCAGCCAUUGGCUCCAGGAGAAUUCGAUCCAUCUAUUGAUGUUUAUGGAAUAAAAUGCCAUGAAAAUGCACCUAGAAAGGAAGUUUACUUUAUGGCCAUCAUUGAUAUUCUUACUCACUAUGAUGCAAAAAAGAAAGCUGCACAUGCUGCAAAAACCGUCAAACAUGGCGCCGGUGCAGAGAUUUCCACAGUUAACCCCGAACAGUAUUCAAAGCGGUUCUUGGACUUUAUUGCCAACAUUUUGACGUAACCAACCAUGUUCCAUUGGACAGAUAGAAGUUCUGGGAACAGCAGCAAUGGCUGCAAGUGUGUGAGGGACAAAAGCUUCUUUUUAAAAGGAACUCUCAAGUGCUAUCUUGCAGAAGGCGGCCCCUUGGUUUACAUCUGCUGGCCAAGAUGACUGACUGGGGUGAAAUAUUCGCUUUAACAGCUGCCAGAUACGCUCAGCAUAAUUCUAGCUAUUUCUGGUGUGUGCGUGUGUGUGUGUAUGCGUGUGCGCGUGCAAAACCCCCUACAAAUAUAAAUUAACUAAUUAAUAACAUAGAUCAGCAUUUUACUUGGCGUAUUGCAACUGCAACACUCCAGAUUCUAGCCAAGAUGGAACGACUGGGCCGAAUUUGGAGCGGAAGAACGUGCAUGUUCAGUCUCACAAUAUUGGCAUCGAACUGUAAAACUGUGGAUCAGUUUAUGUUUUGAAUGGAAAAGUGAAAGACUGUUUCGAUGAUGAUGUUGAUGAUGAUGAUGAUAAUGAUGACAUUACAACGUAUGCUUCACUUAAAACAGCCCUGCAUGUUGGCACUCUUUAAGAAUAGCGGCAACAUUGUAAGCCCUGUGUCAGGGGUGUCCAACUCUGGUGCUUCAGAUGUUCAUGGACUACAAUUCCCAUUAACCCCUGCCAUGCCAGCAGGGAUUGAUGGGAAUUGUAGUCCAUGAACAUCUGAAGUGACACAGUUGGACUCCCCUGCCCUGUGUGAUGGAAGCUCUGCUUUUGGCAUCUUUUGCUUUUUUUUAUCUUCUCUCUUGAUUUUAAUUGUCCCAUCACAACAGGGAACAGUCUUCCAGCCACUCAGAGGUAUGUAUCUUGUUUAACCAAGACCUACUGGCAUAAUUAUAAUUAUAGUCUGUGUGGGUUUUGUUUUGUUCUACCCAGAAUAAAAUUACUGGGGGGGGUGGGUGGAAUGUUAGGGCUAGGCCAUUGUUGUACCACGUGGAGAUCUAUACUGUUCAUUUAUCAUGUAGGAACUGAUCAUGCACACAUUUAAGAUGAAUUUGGGGACAAGAAGCAGCAUCAUUUCCCACCACAUAAACAAAAGGAUAGGAAGCCUAUUUGCCUACGACGGAUCAAAACUAGGACCUUUCAAACGCUGAUGUCGUGCUGUCAUAAUAUUUUAUUUUUUAAAAAAUCCUUUUUAAAGCCCUAAAUUUUUACUGUUUACAUUAAUAGGAGAACAGGGAUGCUUUUGAGUUUGUGCACAGUAUGUGAAUAUAAAGUUUACGUGUAAAGUUAUUUUACAGUGCAGAUGAAGUAAUAUUCUGAAGUGUAACACGCAGUCAUGUAUUAAAGUGAAUUUUUCACCCACCUCCAUGAUAGAAAAUCUUUUACAAUAAAUGGUGACAGAUUAUUUUUAAGCGUAUGAAGGUGGGUUUUUUCAUCCUCUUGAUAAUUUGCUUUCUGUUUCUCCAAAUUAUGUUGUAUGAUUCAUUGCCUAAACGUGUGCUGUCACCUAGUAAGCGACCUGUUUUAAAACUUAAUAAUAAUCAAUUUGGGGAACAGGUUCCGAGCUUCUAGAAGGACAGAAUUAGAAAUGCUUAAAUAUAUUAUUCUCUACUUAUACACUGUGCUAAAAUUGUGCCUUUUUACAAUUCUUUGUCUGUUUGAACAUUAACGAGCAACUCAGAAAAAAAAAUCACACUUUCCCUUUCAAGGUAUAACUUAGUCCUGGCAUGCCAGGUUGCCUUCUCUAGUAACUUAAUGCCAGCGCUGUUAAGGCUGCAGCUGUCUGUUAUGUCUGUAGUGUUGACUUCAUAAAGCACUGAUAAACUAGCAACUGAUCUUGCUAUUGUAUGCGGCCAAAGGCAAUACCAUCCUUAUUACUCUGUACGAAUUUUUUAAACAUUGUUUUGUUACCCUUCUGGUGAUGUUAACAGUACUGUUACAUAUGUGUACAAUUCUGAACUCUUGUGUAUUUAAGUUGACAAUUGUGGCUUUGACUUCUGUUUUGUUUUGUUUUUUAACUCCUUUUCCCCAUACAUGCACACCCCAUUUAUCUCUGGCACCAUGUGAAUGUUGUUGUUUUUUUAUUUCUUACAAUACGCAGUGGCUACUUAAGGUAUGAUGAGACUGCAAAGGACACCACUGGGGGAAAAUGAGUUACACAUUCAUAAAAGAAAAAAAAUAUCCCAUUGUAGCCAGUUAGCAUAUGCUUUUAAUGAGCUAACUACCAAGCCUUCAUUUUUCUGUCUGUAACAGUCUCUUGUCACUCACGACUGAUGGAUAAAACUGUCCGUGGAGAGGGUGAGGAAGACCCACGCUGUAUUGCCUAGUUAUAAAACCACACUCAAAACAUGACUAAGGCUUUAUAAAAUAAAGCAGUUUGAUGACUUGCUAGGAAAA